GGGGGAUCAAGGUUCUCGUUUUUCGGGUUCGGGGGGAAUUCAACCACCGCUAAGAUGAAGAAGAAUGAUGAGGGGGGGGAGUCAACCACCACAACAACAACAACAGACACAACCACAACGCCACCAACAGAGUACAUCGACGCCGCCCUCGACGAAGCCGCCGCCGUCAUCUUCUACGCCUGGCCCCGGUUCCCGCACGAGGUGCGCGAGCUCACCAUCCUCCGGAAUUUACUGGGUGAGCGCUACGGCAAGGACUUUAUGGCGCUGGCGCAGGAUAAUAAGCUCGAGGAUGUCAAGGUGCCGGAGCGGUUGGUCAAGGGAUUGCGCGUGCGGCCGCCGACGGGGGAGUUGGUGGAUAGUUAUCUCGCGGAGAUCGCGAGGGCGUAUGGCGUUCGCUGGGGUUCUUCGUCCAGUGUGGAUGGGGAGGUGCCUGCGGAGUUUGUGGGGGUUACUGCUGAUGAUACGACUACUACUCCUCCUCCUGCUGCUGCGUUCCCCGGCGAGAGCGAGGACGGGCCACAUGGCGAGCUGCCGACCACGCCGAGAAAAGCGUCGGCUUCGCCUUUCGAGGAGAGGGAAGCGCGCAGGGCGUCGGAGACUGUCGCGUUGAAUCAGGCGACGCCGCCGAAGGGCUUGCGCGCGUCGCAGCAGGGCAAGAGUCCUGUGAGUGUGGCGCCGCCUGCCCCGCGGCUGGAUAAUCUGCAUCCGCGCGUCAAGGUGCCGGGGCAGGAUUCUCAGGCUGCAGCCGGUGCUGCGCAGGGUGGUGGUGGUGCUGCUGCGCCCAGGGCGAAGAGUGAGAUACCCGAAUUGGAUGAGUUGACGAGACGGUUUGCUGCGCUGCGGCGGUAGAUACCACUUACUACCAGAAUUGUAUGCAGGGAGUGGGUUUCUGUUUUCUUCUGUUUAUACGGUUUGCCAGUUAUACCUCCGUUAGCGAGUCUACUACCACACAUUCCUGGAACGGGAAUCUAUUAUAUAACGACCUAG
Messenger RNA from Aspergillus saccharolyticus JOP 1030-1, 987 nucleotides. RefSeq names its product DUF292 domain protein. Lineage: Eukaryota; Fungi; Ascomycota; Eurotiomycetes; Eurotiales; Aspergillaceae. The coding region runs from base 55 to 849 and encodes 264 amino acids. Gene Ontology annotation, biological process: protein transport. The record is from RefSeq and is a predicted model, not a curated record. The transcript has a single exon.